GCCUGCGCAUUACAAGGCUAGUGAUUUGGCGACGUGUACCCGGUGUGUGGAAGUGUUUAGGUUCCUCUCCUCGUCCGGGGAACAGUCAGCCAGAAGAUCCCCAAAGCUCCCGAAAGCCCGAAGCAUGGGAGCAUCUCAGAGCGUGGAGAUACCAGGAGGAGGCUCCGAGGGUUACCACGUCCUCCGGGUCCAGGAGAACUCGCCAGGACAUCGGGCCGGACUGGAGCCUUUCUUUGACUUUAUCGUCUCCAUCAAUAACACCAGAUUGAACAAAGACAACGACACGUUAAAAGACUUGCUCAAAGCCAACGUGGAAAAGCCGGUAAAGAUGCUGGUGUACUCCUCCAAGACCCUGGAGCUGCGGGAGACCACAGUGACUCCCAGCAACCUGUGGGGAGGCCAGGGCUUGCUCGGCGUAUCCAUCCGCUUCUGCAGCUUUGAAGGCGCCAACGAGAACGUCUGGCACGUCCUGGAAGUGGAGCCCAACUCCCCGGCGGCCCUCGCUGGCCUGCGGCCGCACACCGACUACAUCAUCGGAGCCGACACUGUCAUGAAUGAGUCUGAGGACCUGUUCUCUCUGAUAGAGAGCCACGAGGGAAAGGGCCUGAAGCUCUACGUGUACAACACGGACACGGACAACUGCAGAGAGGUGGUCAUAACCCCCAACGGUGCCUGGGGAGGGGAGGGCAGCCUUGGCUGUGGGAUUGGCUACGGCUACCUCCACAGGAUUCCCACCCGUCCUUUUGAAGAAGGGAAGAAGAUCAGCUUCCCUGCAAAUUCUUCUACAGAGCCUGUCAGCCCCCUUAAAGAUGGCUUCACAGAGGUCCAGCUUUCGGCUGUAACUCCUCCAUCCUCCACCCCUGCCAUCUCAUCCGGCCUCGAAGACGCCCUAUCCGGCCUGUCCGUCAGCUCCGCCCCGCCCCCCAUGCCCAGUGAGCUGCAGACAGGCUUGCCCACGGUCCCUCUCCUCCCCUCCACCUCCAGCUCCUCCUUCGCUCCCCUCCCUCCACUGAAUCCUGCCGCCACCGCUUUUAACCCAGCCACAACGCUACCAGGUCUGAUGCCUCUCCCCGGAGGAUUACCUCCACUCCCCAACCUUCCCAACCUGAACCUGCCGCUCCCGGACCUCAGCGGCGUGUCUCUGGCGGGCCCCGUCUCCCUGUCAUCAGCAGCGGGGACGACAGUGCCGUCUCUGGCGCAGCUGCCGCCCCUGUCCCUACCGGGCCUGGGUCAGUUCCCCCCUCUGCUUUCCACCCCUCCCCUGUUCUCGCAGACGGCGGCCCCCCUCGUGCUCGCCUCUGGCCCCGCCGCAGCCCCCGCCGCCUCCGUCACAGUCACGGCAGCGCCCGCCGCCGGCCCCAUCACGGCCGCCACAGAGGCAGACUCCACAAAGGCCACAGAAUCUUCCGCCCCUACGGAUACAACACUAACGCCAUCGUAAAGCCGCCAUUAAACUUUGACGCGCCCGGUUUUUUCCACUCUUUCUCCCAUCUGUCUUUUUGUGGUUUUUCUAUUUAUUUGGCCAGGAGAGAGCAGGCGACGAUGCAGAGGAAGCCUGGUUAGAGGCGAGGUAAAGAGACGGACAGUAGUUGUGUCCAACGCGUCUGUGUCGUCAUAAAGCUGGACUGGCAGCACGGCGGCUCAUCAGAUCUACUGUACAUAAAAAAAACUGCUUCACACUUCUGCAGUCACCAAUUAAUUUUUCCCCCACUUUUCUUAACCUCUCCCCCUAAAAAAAAUAUAAUCAUUAUAUGUUAAUGGGGCUGGAUGAUGAGCAGAUCUUUUAAUUAUUAGGUGGGACAUCAUCAACUCUUGCACUGCUGUAUUAAAAAAAAAAAAAACUAAACGUGUUGGUUUUGGCCCUAUUGUCCAGCUCCAUUAUGUAACCUUUUUAUUAUCAACUAACAGGACCGCCCCGCCCUCGCACCAUUUAGACGGAUUGAAUUAACGCGUAGUCAUUUUGGAGUUUCACUGAAGCCGCAUUGUUUUGCACCACCUUGUGUUUUGGGUUGAUUAGUCCCUACGUCUCCAUGUAUAUGCAGAACUCUAUAACAGUGUGUCGGUGACGGGCUGAAGGUCGGGCCAGAGGAGGCCCUCGUGUACAGGAGCCGCUGUGGCCCCCCCCAGCGGUCCCAGCUGCCACCAGGUGUCUCUGUAAAAAAACGUUCUGAGAAUCCAUCUGCAGAACGCACAGUGCAAGCAAUAAAGCCAAAUGAAUUUUA
This is a messenger RNA of Fundulus heteroclitus (mummichog), 2222 nucleotides long. RefSeq names its product golgi reassembly stacking protein 2 (gene gorasp2). Gene Ontology annotation, biological process: Golgi organization. The transcript has 10 exons. Gene Ontology annotation, molecular function: protein binding. Gene Ontology annotation, cellular component: Golgi apparatus. The coding region runs from base 125 to 1441 and encodes 438 amino acids. The record is from RefSeq and is a predicted model, not a curated record. NCBI's taxonomy places the organism in Eukaryota, Metazoa, Chordata, Actinopteri, Cyprinodontiformes, Fundulidae.